GUCGCGGCGUGAGGGGGGGGAGCGGGCGCUGCGCCCUCUGACCCAUUGCCCGCGUGCGACCCCGGGCGGCUGAGGGGACGGGACCGCGUGGUUCGUGCGCUCCUUCGCUCUGGGUCGGAGGGAAAGCGCUUCGUGGUGACGAUCUAUGGGAUGUGGGCGGGGAGUAUCGCUCACCUGAUGCACGGAUAGGACUGAGGAACGGAGAGGCCGCGGCGGUAGAUGUCACGGUGCGUUAACGCGGGGCUUCUGGCUCUCGGGGAACUGGUGAUUCUAAAGACAGCCUGCUUAUCAUGGCUCAUGUUACCACUUACAUGGGCUUUACUAUUCCUCACCUACUGAGAAGUGCCUGCAGACUUUGUCCUGCUCAUUCUGCGCUGGUGGUGUUGAGGCACUCUGCUUCUUGUUACUGUACAGUGAAAGGCACGGCACAAUCAAAAAGGAAAAUGGAUCACCUUGAGAGAACAGCAAAUAAUUUUCGCCAGGAGGUUAUUUCACAAGCCAAAGUGUGUGGAAUCACCAGUGAAUCAGAGACCGUUAAGAGACUACGUUUGGCCAUCACAAAUAAAGAUUUUACUUUCAAAGCAGGACAGUGGGUUGAUUUCUUUAUUCCUGGAGUAUCUGUGAUUGGGGGAUUCUCCAUGUGUUCAAGCCCCGGUCUGUUGGAGCGAGAAGGAGUGUUAGAGCUUGCAGUGAAGUACACUGAUCAUCCUCCUGCUCGCUGGAUUCACACUGAGUGUACUCUUGACUCAGAAGUGGCUCUGCGAGUGGGAGGUGAUUUCUUCUUUGAUCCUCAGCCUGGUGACACUCCUGUAAAGCUAGUGCUAAUAGCAGGGGGUGUUGGAAUUAACCCCUUGUUUUCUAUACUGCUGCAUGUAGCAGAUCUUCAUGGAUACCAAGAGAGUAAAGGAAACGGAUACAAAAUGGGAACAGUGAAGUUGUACUACAGUGCAAAAAAUACAAAUGAACUCUUAUUUAAGAAAAAUAUUCUUGGUUUGAUGAGUGCACUUCCUGGAAAGAUCUCAUGUCGUUUCCACGUUACCCAGCAGAAUUCACCCAUCUGCGAAGAACUUCAGCCCCAUGUCACAGAGGGAAGAAUAUCUGAAAAGGAUCUAGAAAAACAUGUAUCCAAGGAUACUUUGUGGUACAUUUGUGGUCCACCUCCAAUGAUUGAAUCCAUUUCCCAACUGCUGUACAACUCCGGUGUUCAUAGGAACUGUGUUUUCUUUGAGAAAUGGUGGUAAUGAACAGAAAAUAAACUGAUCUUGGUGAAUUCUGAUGAGAUAAAAUGUACAGAAGAUGGACUUGAAUUACUUCAAAGAUUUUAUUAAACUGUCCUCAAUCACGACAAUGUUUCUUUAAUUUAAUGGUAAUACAACUGUAACACAGUGCUGCUGCUUUUGAAAAGACAAGAGGUUUUUAUAUUAAAGCUGUCAACUGUU
Molecule: messenger RNA, 1439 nt
Organism: Lagopus muta (rock ptarmigan)
Lineage: Eukaryota; Metazoa; Chordata; Aves; Galliformes; Phasianidae
Gene: OXNAD1
Product: oxidoreductase NAD binding domain containing 1
Exons: 9
Coding region: 291-1241 (316 amino acids)
Cellular component (GO): mitochondrion
Molecular function (GO): oxidoreductase activity
Source: RefSeq, a predicted model, not a curated record